This is a messenger RNA of Exophiala oligosperma, 2073 nucleotides long. RefSeq lists its product as uncharacterized. Lineage: Eukaryota; Fungi; Ascomycota; Eurotiomycetes; Chaetothyriales; Herpotrichiellaceae. The transcript has 2 exons. The coding region runs from base 56 to 1192 and encodes 378 amino acids. The record is from RefSeq and is a predicted model, not a curated record.
CCCAAUUGUGCCAUUUCAAAAUCUACCUCACUGGCCUACCUUACCGAGCUGACCCAUGGAAGAGGACUCACAGAUCUUUGUCAACGCCUCAGCAAACGAAACUCGGUCAGAGCAGGUCACAUUGCUUCUCAAGCAACUUAACAAUUAUGAGCGUGCGCCAAAAGGAUUAGUGAAAUCAUGGUUAGAAACCCAACAAAAUGAAGAGAACUCCACGGCAAGAAUCUUCCUAAAUGAGGGCAGAUUCCCUGCCUGGCUGGCGUACUUCCUCACCAAAAAUGCCGCAGAAAAUCGAUGCCAUUUUCUUGGGAAAGCUGACUGCAGCCGUUUGAUCGAUGAUCUUGAGAAUGCGCCUGCCGCAUUUCGAAGAUCAUUAGCGGCACGAGUAACGGCUGCGAUCCAGCCUGAAGUCGCGAAGAAAAUUGACAACCUGCACCACAAAAGGAUCAAACCACUUCAAAAAGGUAAUAUGUCGCAACAGCCAAAUAAAAAACGCCGCUUGACGGAGGGCGACGGUUGCCCACCGACCUCCUCAACGGACAUACUCAACCCGACAGACCCACCGAGCAAUGAGAACGUGUACCCAUCUUCCCUCAAUCACUCGGCCCUGGAACAAAUGACAGUAUAUUCCUCUGUCGACUCUUCUGAUUGCUUUGCCGAAGAUGAACAUGUGCUGGUCAAUGCAUCUCUCGCUGAGGCAACACGCCUUUUCCCUCGAGACCUCUCCAACGCAAUUAGGAGAAACCCCGAUCCAAAGAAUGAAAAUAUCUUGGUGGCUGCCAUAUCGAUGACAUUUCCGAAUGCGCCGUUCACGGACAAGUUUGGAUGCCAAAUGGCAUUGGAAGUCACGGACGAUAAGGUACAACAUCUUGCCUGGGAGUUGUUCGAGGUGCGCUUGGAAACAAGGGCCGGCCUCCGAUACGUUUGUUUCGCCGAUGGCGGUUCGAAAAUAUUGCCCAAUCCCAAGUUCACUCUCCAAGGGUGUCGGCGCCACAUCAUUUCUUCCACAUUUGGCCCCGAGAUGUCCAAUGCAAUUGCAACAAGUCCAUUAUAUCAGGACGAUGCCAGGCAAUGGCGGGACUGUACAGACGGCGUGUCCAUGGUGAUUUCGCAUCAGGCCCACGAUGGGGCUGUCAUCUUUGUAUCUCUAGGAUUGUGGGAAGGAACACGGAUCAAAAAGAAGCUGUAUGCAUAAUACCAAACCAUUUCACCAUACAUCAUACUAUGCUUCUUCUUUCACCCUCCCUCUCUUCCCGCCGAGCCAAAGACUAGUGCCUUUCUGCACCACGCCUUGUCCAUUGCAAGUGUCAUACUUCGCUGUGGGUUUCUCUGUGUUACCGGCCUUGUAAACACGAAUGAAACAGUCCCGCCAGUACACCAUCUGUCCUGAUCCUUCGAUCGUGGUUGGAGAGUGUUCAGCAUUGCUGAAAAAUUCUGCGUCUUUGGUGAGAGGCUGAAUAUCAAACGACUAAAUAGUAUGUCAGAAGAGUCUUGAUUACGGAAUGAGGACAAACCAUCGGGAUAUAAUCUUAAACACUGGCGCUUGGAUGAAAUGGUUAUCUGCGAUUUAUUGAGGCGGGUUAGAGAAGUGCGGCGGAUGGAGUCUUUCGGCGCCAGGCGCAGGCAGGACCGUAAGGGUCGCUUUCGAAUGUCGAGAAUGUUGCAAAUCCGUUGGCGGACGGGAAGUUAUUUGCUGUUUAUGAAGAGUUCAUCGAUUGACCGCAUACUACGAUAAAUAUCGGCCUUUUGCGCAGCAUCUCAGGACGCUUCGAAGUUGGCAUACAGAUAUUGGUGAGAGGAUUGCGAUUUCGACUCUCGAUCCUGAAGUGGCGAAAUGCGGGAGUUUUGGCAGCCUGGCACAUGACAAAAGUUGGACAGGAGUUGGGCACGAACCAUUUCAUGAGACUGGCCAAACGGGCCAUUGCGCUGCGCCGUGGGGCCAGCACCUGAUAUGACCUCGCCGCUCGAGCAUAAUCUCCUUCCGUCGAUCGGCGAUGGAUUAGUGAAUGUAGGUUAGCGAGUGUAGGUUAGCGAGUGUAGGUUAGCGAGUGUAGGUUAGCGAGUGUAGGUUAGCGA